UUUGCAAUCAAACAGAAGGUCUCGUGCCUAUGAUGUCAUUCUGAUCACUUACGAUUUAUAGUUUGAUUCGGUGUUGAAAAACAAAAUAGAAGCAUUGCAAAAUAUAAGAGAUCCCAAAAUCUUUUACAUUUUGUACAGAAAAUUUGGAAAGUUUUAAACAAUCCUGGAUGCCACCAAAAAGGAAGCGGUAAAUACAAAACGAUCACUUGUUACGCUAGAAACGAAUGAAGCGGGGAAUUCACCAACUUAUCAAUUAUUAGAUGCUCUUCUAGACAAAAUAGCAUGUCGGUAGAAGAGAAAGAAAAAGAACACAGAGAUUCCCUGGCUGAGUUGAAGAUCGUUCGGCAGUUGUGAUCAAACCCUCGCAACAGAAGGACGCGAAUCCGAAUCGUCACAUCAAAAUAAUCCGAUCCAAUGCUCACGAGAUCUGAUGAACGAUUACGUACAUUCCAGAUUGAGUCAUUAAUAGGGAAAAAAACAACGCAUAGUAUAGAAUUAAAUUCAUUCAUCACCAAACUUGAUGCUGUGCAAACUUGAUGUUCGAUGCUGUGGUGUUGGUGUUGUAGAUGAGCAAGUUAGAUGAUUUUUGACAGGCUGACAGAUUAGAGUGUUACAAACAGGAAGUGCGGGAUUCAUAUAUUGUAAAGCGAUCAAUGCGUAAUUGGGGUGUGAUCUGUAACUAAAAUCUGGAAGGAUGACCGGCAAAGAAUACUUCUUAUUAUUGUGGAUAGCAGCUGUUGUCUGUAUCUCAUCGGUAGGAUGUCAAUCUACGGAGGUAACAACGGUUACAGACCCGGUUACCAUUAGUCCGAACAACAAACUCUACCAAAGCUCGCAGAAAUUUGCACUCGAUUUUUUUAAGACUGUUAGUGAAGUUGUUGACUCGGAUCCAAAUGUGACGACAACAAACAUAAUUGUAUCUCCGCUGUCUGUGUGGAGUCUGCUCGCAUUGAUCACUGAGGGUGCGAAUGGAAAUACUCUUGCCGAGCUACUCAAAGUCCUAAACGUGGAAGAUCAAGGUGCCAUCAAGAAAAGCUACAAAACGCUUCAAGAGGUGAUCAAUGUGAACACGAGUGAGGUGGAAAUUUCGUCGAUACAAUUCAUUUUCACUGACAUGAACCGACCGGUGCAACGAGAGUUCGAUAGUAAUAUCCAUCACUACUACGGGGACGGAUUGCUGGAGGCAUUAGAUUUCAGCAGCAAUCCGCAGGCUAUAAAGAACAGCCACGAUCGCAUCAAUCAGCUUGUGGAUACGGCUACUAAAGGGCAGAUCACCAAGGCGGUCCACGCAAAGGAUGUAAUCCAGGCGAGAAUGAUUGUCGUUUCGGCGCUGUUUUUCAAAGGACAGUGGACGCUCCCAUUCAAUCGAACACUCACGAAUGAAACUCCUUUCUACGAUGAGAAUGAACGAGUUGUAGGUAAUGUGCAAAUGAUGUAUCAAAAGGCGGCGUUUCCAUUUGCCGCAUUCCGUGAGUUGGAUGCACAGAUUGCAGAACUUCCGUACGGCUCCGAUCGCCAUUUAAGCAUGAUGCUAAUAUUACCCCGGAAAGGCGUUCCACUGUCGAGCGUUAUCCGCCGUUUGGCGGACUUCAACAUGGCAACGAUAUACCAGGAGUUAAAGCAAGCCGCAGUGGACUAUGAAGACGAUGAAAUUGAACUAUAUUUGCCACGAUUCGAGAUUACCGCUGAUUAUAAUCUGGUUCCAGUACUAAAUGAUAUGGGCAUUCACGACGCAUUCAAUAAGGAAACGGCCAACUUUGAAAAGAUGUCCAAAGACAUAUUUCUAGGGUCGGUCAUACAGAAGAGCAAAAUUAUUGUGAACGAAGAGGGAACGACUGCAGCUGCUGCGACCGUAGCCGUGUUCGCAAACAAAGCAACACCUCCACGAAUGCUCGCUAAUCGGCCAUUCGCAUUUCUGAUAGUGGACAAACGGCACGAUCUGAUUCUAUUCAUGGGACAGGUGAAAGACCCACAAAUAAAUCUUUCAGCAGGACUAUGAUUUUAAGAAUAAAAUAGGCUUGGAACAUGACGCAUGUUGCUUACCAUGUUA
This is a messenger RNA of Toxorhynchites rutilus septentrionalis, 2050 nucleotides long. Its product is annotated as serine protease inhibitor 77Ba-like. The transcript has 6 exons. The record is from RefSeq and is a predicted model, not a curated record. Gene Ontology annotation, molecular function: serine-type endopeptidase inhibitor activity. The coding region runs from base 695 to 1999 and encodes 434 amino acids. NCBI's taxonomy places the organism in Eukaryota, Metazoa, Arthropoda, Insecta, Diptera, Culicidae.